AUGUCUGCGCACCACCGACGAUGGCGGACGCAAAUCUCGGACGAUGAAGACGAUGAGGUGUCACAACAACGCCCGCCGAGCCCUGGCUCUGUAGAUGGCGAUGGCGAUGGCGACGAGCAGAUGGGGGGUGUCGGGCAACGAGACGAAAUCAGCCAGCUGGUCAAGAAUCUUGUGCGCUACGCCCUCGCUUGCGAGUACUCACGCACGCCCAUACGGAGGGAGGGAAUACGGGAUAAGGUGCUUGGCUCCCAAGGGCGAGCGUUUAAAAAAGUGUUCGCCGGCGCGCAGAAGCAGCUCCGGGCGACAUUUGGCAUGGAAAUGGUCGAGCUCCCCACUAGGGAUAGGAACACAUUGACGGCGGAGCAAAAACGGAAAGCUGCAAAAUCCCAAAGCCAACCAAAGGAAACAAGUUCCAACAGCUACGUGCUCACCUCCGUCCUCCCCGAGCAGUACACCACACCCGCGAUCAUCGCCCCUUCCAAAGUCGGAUCCGCCGACGGCGAAGCGUCCUACAUAGCCCUGUACACAACCAUCAUCGCCAUCAUCACCCUCAGCGGAGGCAGCCUCAGCGAGCCCCGACUCCGCCGAUACCUGACACGGCUAAACGUCGUCGAAAAUAUGCCGAGCAUGAACCCCAGCGACGAGACCUCGCCGAGCGAGCGGACAGACUCUGUUCUCCAGCGCAUGAUAAAACAAGGGUACUUGCUGAAGGUGACGGAGUCUCGGUCGGCGGGCGAUGAGGACGCGACAAAUUGGUAUAUUGGACCGCGAGGCAAGGUCGAGGCUGAUAACGAGGUGAUCGCGGCAUUCGUCCGGACGGUCUACGGGGGGUCAAAUGAGGAGCUUGAGGGGAAGAUACAGGCUAGUCUGAAGGUCAGAGACCGGAUGGCGGAGGAAAUGGAUGUGGUCGAGGAGGAAGAGCCUGCGGCGCCUGAAAAUGGGGAUCCAGGGCCAAAUACACGGAGGAGCGGAAGGAGGCGGCAGACGGCUGGGGAUGAAGAUGAUGGGUAA
Molecule: messenger RNA, 1011 nt
Organism: Dichotomopilus funicola
Lineage: Eukaryota; Fungi; Ascomycota; Sordariomycetes; Sordariales; Chaetomiaceae
Product: MAGE family-domain-containing protein
Exons: 3
Coding region: 1-1011 (336 amino acids)
Biological process (GO): DNA repair
Cellular component (GO): nucleus
Source: RefSeq, a predicted model, not a curated record